Rhagoletis zephyria (snowberry fruit fly) is the source of this 2325-nucleotide messenger RNA. RefSeq names its product SEC14-like protein 2. Lineage: Eukaryota; Metazoa; Arthropoda; Insecta; Diptera; Tephritidae. The record is from RefSeq and is a predicted model, not a curated record. Gene Ontology annotation, cellular component: cytoplasm.
CAACAAAGUCUCGCGCUCGCGCAUUUCACGGCAACUCACUCAGCAGCAGCAGUCAACAAACAAAAAGCAACAGUCAACAGUCAACAAUCAAGAGACAAGAGACAAGUUCAGUUGAAACUUUAACAUACAUACUUGACGGCGACGACGGCUUUUAGCAUCGACUUUUUAUAUGAAUGCAAUAAAAUGAAAUCAUUAUUUUGCAAUUCAACGCAAAAGCUGAAAGUCAAACAAAGCAAACAAUUAAGGCGAAUUUAAUGUGUGGCAAAGCAGAAAAUCAGAGCAAAGCAUAAAUGUAGAUAAAAACACAAAGGAGAUAUGCUCAUAUGUACAACAUAUGUAUUGAUUUAAGAAAACAAAAACAAUUAAAAAGUUCUUAAUAACCAAAACAAAAGCGAAAAAAAAUCGAUUACCACCGUGAAAGUGAAAAGCACAUCGAAAAACGGCAAAACAUAUAGAAGCUUAAUCGAGCACGUUUAACAAUUUAAUUUUUUAUGCUCCAAUAGCCAAGUGUGCACGCGCUUGAAGUACUUACAUAAAUACAUAAGUACUUAUUUAUGCAUACAUAUAUACAUACAUACAUAGCCACAUUAAAAAUUUUCAACACGCGAUUUACGAACCAAAAGCGCAAGUACCUUUGAGCAUACUCGUAUAUACUCGUCCGUAUAUAUCGACUAUUUUGCACAUAAACGCCAUAUAGGUACGCUUAACUAUCAAAAUGUCCAGCAUACCAAAUAUCACAGAUGCACAGGAAACUGCCUUGAAGCAGUUUCGCAAAAGCGUUUCCGAUGUUCUCAACGAUACACAUGAUGAUUACUUUCUACUACGUUGGCUGCGUGCACGCAAAUGGAAUCCAGAGGCGGCCGAGCAUAUGUUACGAGCGAGUUUGAAGACACGAGCCACGUGGAAUGUGGACAACUUGGAGAAAUGGGAUGCGCCACGUGCUCUCAGGGAAUAUAUGCCGUACGGAUUGAUUGGUUACGAUAACGAGGGAUCGCCAAUUAUUGUUUGUCCAUUCUACAAAUUCGAUAUUUGGGGUAUGCUACACUGUGUCACACGUUUCGACUUCCAACGUUACUUGGUCUUACUAUUGGAACGUUUUAUGCAAGCUGGAUAUGAACAGAGCAAAACAUAUGGACCACAAGCUCGACAAUUGGUAGUCUUUUUCGAUAUGGCUGAUUCCAAUUUGAAGCAAUAUGCAUGGCGGCCAGCGGCCGAGUGUGUUCUAUCAACGGUCAAAGAGUACGAGAGCAAUUAUCCUGAGUUGCUAAAAAUGUGCUAUAUUGUCAAUGCACCCAAACUCUUCUCGGUUGCUUUCAACUUUGUGAAAAAGUUCCUGGACGAAUACACAAUGAGCAAAAUCAAAAUCUAUAAAAAUGGCUGCGAUAAAUGGAAGGAGCCCUUAUUCUCCCAUGUGAAUCCUGAUAUAUUUCCAAAAUGUUUUGGUGGAAAUUAUGUCGACGAGAAUGGAGAUCCAGAAUGCAAAUCGAAGAUCAUUUGGGCUGGUAAAAUUCCUCAAGAUAUGUUUGUAGAACACGGCAGUGGCAGUGAUGACAACGAUAAAGACUAUAACGAGACGACAAUAAGUAAGGGUAACAAGCUCAAGCUGGACUUUCAUGUGACCGAAACGAAACAAGAAAACCUAAUGCUAUCGUGGGACUUUCGCACAUUCGACUAUGACAUCAAAUUCGGUAUAUACAGCAUUGACAAGACGACCGGGGAAAAACGCAGCGAAGUGGCGCUUGGUACCGUCUAUUCCAAUGAAAUGGACGAGGUGGGCUUCAUCACCACAAGAGCCAAUACGACAUAUACGGUGGUUUUCGACAACUCACACAGCUAUUUGCGCAGCAAACGUUUACGUUAUUGUGUGAAUCUGAUCUCUGAAAUUGAUGAUAUUACAGAGCUCUCGGCGCAAGUACAACAUACUGAUAUAGUAGAAAAAAAUGGCGAUUAAGGCGUUUUACUUACUUAAAAGGGCAAGCAAUAUGAUCAAAGGAUCGAUGUGAAUGUGAUAAGCAGAAGUUGAAUGCUACCAAACCAAAUAUUCAAACGGAUUCCACGCACUGUUUAUCGAGUCAUUAUACACUACUGUAUGAAUUAUUGAAAGCCAAACAAGAAACUUAAAUAUAUGUACAUAGGUAACGAUAUGUACCUUAAUAUAGAAGAGCUCUAAUUCAUUUUCUCUUUUGAACGUCAGCUCUGCGCAAAAGUCGGUAGAUUACUCACUUACAAAACUUAAUCGAAUUUAAAAUCAAUUACUACAUCAAAAAAUUAGUUUCUAUGUUAAUUGAAAACCAGUUCAAUGAAGAAAAUUACAUCUGAACCACU